Molecule: messenger RNA, 4851 nt
Organism: Helicoverpa armigera (cotton bollworm)
Lineage: Eukaryota; Metazoa; Arthropoda; Insecta; Lepidoptera; Noctuidae
Gene: Vps15
Product: Vacuolar protein sorting 15
Exons: 28
Coding region: 252-4328 (1358 amino acids)
Biological process (GO): autophagy of peroxisome; protein targeting to vacuole; protein phosphorylation
Cellular component (GO): phosphatidylinositol 3-kinase complex, class III, type I; late endosome; phosphatidylinositol 3-kinase complex, class III, type II
Molecular function (GO): protein binding; protein serine/threonine kinase activity; ATP binding
Source: RefSeq, a predicted model, not a curated record
AUGACUUGUUUGACUGGCAGGCAAGUGUCAAAAAUUGCAAAUUUUGCUUUGUUUUGAAUACAUACGUGAGCUAAAUUAUCACUAUUUAUUUAAAUUUAUUAGGUCGCAAUAAAUCCUAUAAUUAUUACACAAAGAUCAACAAGUGCAUUACAAGAUAACAAAGUGUUAGAAGCCUCAGGCUUGAAAAUAAAUAAGUUUUUGGUGAAAGGAUAUGUGUUAAACGUAAUUUGUUGUAAUUUUACCAUUACACAAUGGGCAAUCAGCUGGUGGGUGUUGCUCCAUCACAGAUUUAUCCCGUAGAACAUUACCUGAGCGAUCAUGUCGACCUAUCAUUUGAUCAGAGCUUGGGUUCCACCCGUUUCCUGAAGGUAGCUAGAGCGAGAUCCCGUGAGGGUCUAGUCGUAGUGAAGGUGUUUGCUGUCCAUGAUCCCUCGUUACCACUUGCUGAACAUAAGGAACGGAUCCUGAAGAUAAAAGAGCAGCUAGCUUCAGCAUUCAACUGUCUGCCGUUUCAGAGAGUUAUUCUAACAGACAAAGCAGGUCUCCUCAUGCGUGAGUACUGCAAAUGUAGUGUGUACGACCGCAUGUCCACCCGUCCGUUCCUCACCACGCUGGAGAAGAAGUGGAUCACCUUCCAAGUGCUGUACGCGCUGCAUAGAAUGCACAAGCUUGGGAUAUGUCAUGGUGAUAUUAAGCUAGAAAACAUAAUGGUGACAUCCUGGCUGUGGGUGCUGCUAACAGACAUAGCGUCCUUCAAGCCGACCUUCCUCCCUGAUGAUAAUCCGGCAGACUUCAGCUACUUCUUCGAUACCUCUCGAAGGAGGCUGUGCUAUGUGGCCCCUGAGAGAUUCGUCAGGGCUCCUGAUCCUCAUAAUAGACCUAUGAGUGAUGACAAAAUGGGCGGACUCUUGCUAAGCGAAUCACCAUGUAAAGUUGGCGAGCUUGUUCCUAGCAUGGAUAUAUUUUCAGCUGGCUGUGCUCUCCUAGAACUUUGGAACGACGGCACUCCAGCCCUAGACCUCCCUGGUCUACUAGCCUACCGUAACGGAGAAGACAGACCUCCCACCAUGACCCUCAGCACUGAUGACCCACAGUUGAGGACUCUCCUCCACUCCAUGACUGAGAGGAACCCCAGAGAUAGGAGGACUGCCGAGUUGUAUCUCGAUGAGGCGAGGGGCAAAUUAUUCCCAGAAUAUUUCUACUCGUUCCUCCAAUCCUACAUGCUAAUAUUCUCCGCCCAACCAAUACUACCGCCUGACGAAAAAAUACUCCGCAUCCACCAGGACAUUAAGAACAUUAUCAAGAUCUUCACCCAACCCUCAGACGCUAAGAACUAUCAAGACUUGGUUGAAGAAACGACAGACCACCAGAAUAUAGACAGCAUUGAUAAAUUGAAGGAUAAAUUUAAAGUGCUCAAUGUGAAUACGACGGAUUUUGAUGAUGAUGAUGAUAAGGCUCCUGAAAGAAAGGAUAUGGGACCUGAUAGUGAAGGCUUGAUACUCAUUACGUCAUUGGUCACGUCAUGUAUUAGAGGGUUGCAUCAUUGUACCUCGAAGUUGUAUAGCUUGGAGAUUUUGCAGCUGUUGUGCGAGAAUUCUAGCUCGGAGACUAUUUUGGAUCGGAUUCUGCCUUAUAUUAUCCAUUUAUCGCAUGAUAACGUAUCCCGCGUCCGUGCCCGCGCCGUAGCCACCUGCGCUCGCGCAUUGUCCGCCGUCCGAUUACUCCCCAACUCGGACUGCAACGUGUUCCCCGAGUACAUCCUGCCGGAGCUCGGCCCCCGCGCCACCGACCCCAGCGUGCCCGUGCGCAUCGCGUAUGCUAACAAUAUCGCUAAACUGGCGGAGACGGCGGUACGUUUCCUGGACCAGACACAAAACAUGGUGGAGAAAGAAGCAGCUAAUAUCAACUACGAAACUGAGUUAUCUGCUCUGCAUGAAAUGGUUCGGUCGACAGUAUCGUACUUAUUAACCGAUUCGCAAGCGGUGGUCAAGCGAGCGUUAGUAGAAAAUGGCAUCACAAAGCUUUGUAUAUUCUUCGGCAAACAAAAAGCAAACGACGUGAUACUAUCGCACAUGGUGACGUUCCUGAACGACAAGGAGGAGGCUGGGCUGCGCGGGUGCUUCUUCGAGCGCGUGGUCGGCGUCGCGGCCUACGUGGGCCACCACGCCGCGCCUAUACUUGUACCACUCUUGCAACAGGGCCUAACCGACCAAUCAGAGUGGAUAAUAGCGAAGGCUUUAAGAGCUACUACAAAUCUAGCGGAGCUAGGGUUGCUGCCCAAACAGGCGCUCUGUGACCUGGUGGCCGAGAGCGCCGUGUUUCUAGCGCAUCCUAACUUGUGGAUUCGUCACGAAGUCUGUGGCCUGGUGUCAUGUGUAUCCAGCCUGCUUAACCCCAUAGACGUGAACUGCAAGAUACUACCCCUCGUCUGGCCGCAUCUCAAGCACAAACUUAUACAGGUGGAAAGAGCAGAGUUACUGCUAGAAAGCUUGGCGGAACCUAUUCCUCGUAAGGUGUUAGACGCAGUGCUGCGUCACGGUGAUGUCGACAGACUUGUGCAUACGCUACGAGAGAGACGGAAUACUAGACUUAAGGUAAAACAGGGCACAGUUCCACAAUAUUCGGAAAUGGGACAGCAGCUCAGAAACUUGUUCAGGCGACUGGCUUCCGAUGGUAUGACGGAGCACGUGGAAAACCAGCUGUUAGCAAUGAGUGCGCAUUUAAUUAAAAUACAAGGCUCAUCUACACAGCACAUCACGGAGGCCCCAGGUCGGCUGGUGCUGGCCAAGGGCAUGUCUCGCGCCGUGCAGCUGGACUGCAUGCCGCAUGUCGACUGCGACGCACACAGCCGGCGCAGUCACAAAACGUCGGUAUCGCACGAGACACAUAUGAACACGGAAUGGCAACACAUGUUCGGACAAUCACAUGAACAACAUUCUAGAGUUUCAGAAAGCGCGGCACAAUCACAGACUGUGUCAGUAGGCGGCGCCGUGUCACAAGCUAUGUCUGUGCCGCCGCAUCACUCGCAGCUCGGACACAGUGCUAGCUAUGUGCAAUACAGCAUGGCGCCGUGUCGCGUGGAGCUGAGAGACUUGACGGCGCGGAUGCAGCAGAAAUAUCAGAAAUCAUUGAGGAGUCAUGAUGAUCCACUAGACAACAAUGAUGAUAUGUUGCCCCCGGCCGGCUGGCGGCCCGGGAACCAGCUGCUUGCUUACUUACAUGAACACAAGGCUCGAGUUAAUCAGAUGGUGACGCUACCAGCGCAGGUGUCGCUGUUCGGCUCGUGCUCCGACGACGGCACCGUGCGCCUGUGGGACGCUCAACGACUGCACACGCAGGCACACAUCAACAGGUCCAAAUCAAUGUACAAUAGGAACGCAGGCCCGGUAUUGUCGAUAGCCGCGUGUGAAGCCGGCCAGUCACUAGUAGCUGCUACGCAAGAAUCUGUCUUUGUGUUAAGGGUAGACAACAACUCGUCCCGCAUGACGUUGUCACAAGGGCGUCAGUUGGAGGGUGACGGCGACGACGCGGUGUGCGUGGCUGCGCCCGCGCACGGCGCCGUCAUCUCCUAUGCCACGCUACUCGCUAACAUUGUGGGCUGGGACCUCAGGGCUCCAGGUAACGCGUGGAAGCUACAAGGCGACUUGAAGCAGGGGGUGUACACGUGCCUAUACGCGGACCCGUGCGGGUACCUCGCUGUGGGCACUUCCAGUGGCGCCAUCUGUGUGUGGGACCUGAGGUUCCAUCUGCCUAUCACGUCUGUGAGGCAUCCUAAUUCGGAGCGAGUACGGCGUAUAGUAGGCAGUGGGAACAGCGGGUGCGUAUGGGCGGCGGGCGGACGCGACGCGGCGGCGUGGAGCCUGGAGUCCACGCAGAGGACGCACGCGCUGUGGCCCAGCACCAACGCGCUGCAGCCGCUGCACUACACGCCGGCGGCUUCCCACUACAUAAGCGCGAUAUACUGCGGCGCUCGUGAAGGUAACAGGUUCGUGGUGACCGGAGGCUCCGACCUUCGGCUGCGGUACUGGGACUUGGAGCACCCUGAGGACUCGUAUGUGCUGUUACAUGCACAUAACGACUCGUUGAGGAACUCGCCUAAUGCUGUUAAAUAUAGGAGCCGCAUAAUAGACGGCACGACCGUCAUCCAGGAAUGCUGCAAGCAGAACCCUUCAGCUCCAUCCUCACUCAUAGAAGACAAUAUAUACCGCAGCGUAGAGUCCAGGUCAUUCUACCAUACCGCGCCUAUUACUGACUUGACCAUGGUGGAAGGUAGCAAGCCUUAUCUUGUCAGUGCUGCUGCCGAUGGGGUAAUUAACGUCUGGAAAUAGAAAAAAUAAUAAUUUUUGGGACUUAUAAAGUUAUAACUUAUAAUCUAAAGACAAUAUAUACCGCAGCGUAGAGUCCAGGUCAUUCUACCAUACCGCGCCUAUUACUGACUUGACUAUGGUCGAAGGUAGCAAGCCUUAUCUUGUCAGUGCUGCUGCCGAUGGGGUAAUUAACGUCUGGGAAUAGGGUUGCCAGGAUCAAAAAAUAUUUUUGGGACUUAUAUGGCCUUACUACAAAAACUUAAACAUCUGUUUUACACUUGUCUAAAAAAAAUGUGGCUGCACACUGAACCAUAAUAUGUCAACGUCAUAAUCUGACAUUUUUUUAGACAAGUCUUAAACUGACGUUUAAAAGUUUUUGUGAUAAGACGGUUAAAGUUAUAACCUAAAGACAAUAUAUACCGCAGCGUAGAGUCCAGGUCUUUCUACCAUACCGCGCCUAUUACUGACUUGACCAUGGUCGAAGGUAGCAAGCCUUAUCUUGUCAGUGCUGCUGCAGAUGGCGUUAUUAACGUCUGGAAGUAGG